AUGGCCGCGGCAUCGCAUCGCUCGUCAAUCGCAACCACCGUUACCCACAGCCCCGUCUUGCAUCUUCUCCUACUACUCUUCCUCUUCAUACUCCGAUCCUCCUCAGCUUCGUCAGCCGAACACUCUGUCGGCAAUGAUGCGUCAAAUCCUUCUCAGUCAGGCAUAGCCGCUGCCGCCGCUGCCGCUGUAGCCGCAGAUUUAGGAGAUAGUGUCGGCACAGGACCGGGUUUGGGACUGGGAGCAGCCGCGGAUCAAUUCGUUUCGACGGAUGAUAUUCCUCCGGCGAACGGAGCGGCGGACGCGGCGACAGGCGCAGCGGGGCCGGAGGGUUUCAAUCCGAAAUUAGCGGGAAUUGAGGUGGAGGAGCGGUUGGUGGAAGAGCUGCUGACGUGGCUUGAGGAGAAAGGUGUGAGAGGGAUUAGAGACGAGAAUGCGGCGAUUAAGGUAUUCAUUGAUGCCAACACAACUCUCAAGGCGUCCGGCAGGUCAAGGGCGAAUCUCCGCAUGGUGGCGCGGCGCCCCAUCGCGGAGGGCGAGGUGUUUCUGUCGCUGCCUCGCUCGCUCGCUCUCUCCGAAUCUCUCGCGCAGGAAGAGGCAAAGCCGUACGAGGGAGAGGUGCAUCCAUUCACAGCACUGGCGGCGUGGGUGCUGAGGGAGCGGGCCAAGGGGCGCGCGUCCCUGUGGACGCCCUUCGUGCGCCUGCUGCCCGCGCACCUGCCCUUCCCCCACCUCUUCUCAGACCGCCUGCGCACAGAGCUCCAAUCCCAAUCGCUGCUCUUAGCUACCGCUGAGCACAAGCGGAUGCUGACAGAAGAGUACAAAAAGUGCCAGCCAGAGGCCAUAGCGAAUGCAAGAGAGGAGGAGUUCCUGUGGGCGGUGGGCAUGGUGACCUCGCGCAUGUUCACACUCCCUGCAAACAACACCACUGCCAGCGUUGAUUCCAGUGGCGGCAGCAACAGCAGCAGUGCUGCGAGCAACGCGACAGAGACAGUGCUCUUCCCCUACGCGGACCUAUUCGACACGGACAACGACCCCGUCGCCAUGUGGCUGGCCAACGACACGCACAUCACGUUCACAGCCACGGCCAACAUCUCUGCAGGCCAGCACGUGAGUGUGGAGUCGGGGCUGCUGGCGAAUGAUGAGGCGCUGCUGUCGCGCGGCAUGGCGCUGGUGACCAACUACCGUGACAGCGUGGACGUGUUCGAGUACCCCGAGGUCGCCAUCGACUUCUUCGGCCGCCACUGCUUCAGAACGCACUGGGAAUCCUUCAUGGAGACUGACGUGGAGCAGGUGUUUGCUGACAUGGAAAAGGCACUCAAGGCAGAGGUGACCAAGGACCGGUACAAGGGCAUACCGGACGAGCCCGAGUUCAGGAUUGACACACAGGCGAGCCUGAGAGUCUGGUUCGGCGGGAGGCUCGAUCCAAGGCUGCUGGGAGGUUUGGCAGCCCUGCAUGCGCACGUGAUGAACAAGGAAGCCCCAGACUAUGCCGCACUGGCGCGGCCAGCAGUGGAGUACAGCUGGCUGCGCGACCCCAAGACCACGUGUGACGACUACGCCGCCUCGCUCCCCGACAACCUUGGGGACUCCAUCCCCGCAGCCGGCACGGGCAUUCUGGAGCGCGCCAGGCAGAUGCUCAAGGCCAUGGGGACAUCACACGAGGGGGACCUGCAGCGCAUGUUUGUGGUGCAGGCGUGCAAGGUGCAGGUGCUGUAUGGGACCUACCCCGGGCACAAGCCGCUCAUGUGCCCCCCUGAGUUCGUGAGUGAGCUGGCGGACUGGGAGGCGGCCUUGGCUUACAGGCUGUCGAAGAAAGAGGUGCUGUCGCACGUGAUUGGCCGCCUCACAGCCACAUGCGAGGCUUAG
Closterium sp. Yama58-4 is the source of this 1866-nucleotide messenger RNA. Lineage: Eukaryota; Viridiplantae; Streptophyta; Zygnematophyceae; Desmidiales; Closteriaceae. The record is from the annotation of a GenBank genome assembly.